Molecule: messenger RNA, 1697 nt
Organism: Beta vulgaris subsp. vulgaris (sugar beet)
Lineage: Eukaryota; Viridiplantae; Streptophyta; Magnoliopsida; Caryophyllales; Amaranthaceae
Product: acyl-CoA--sterol O-acyltransferase 1-like
Exons: 1
Coding region: 342-1508 (388 amino acids)
Biological process (GO): lipid metabolic process
Source: RefSeq, a predicted model, not a curated record
AACAAAACAACCAACCACAGACCACUAUAUUUAUCUUCAUUUAAUCAUUUUCUAAUUCAUCUGUCCUUGUACAAAUUUUUAACACAAAAAAAUACUGAAAACCACUGUCAAACGCAGACAAAAAAUGUGGUUAGUGUUCACUUCCUAGCACCUUCAAGUUCAAACCACUUCGGCAAGUCUUUGGUCUACAUUAUAGAUGCUUUGUCAACUACAUUGAAAUCUAACCAUAAAGAGGUACAAAAUCAAUCAUAGAGAGCCAUUUUUUCUGGAAAAGACAACAGCAACCCAGAAUAAAUCUUGAUUGAUACAUCUUACAUAAUCAAUCAGAAAGGAGGGAGAUAAUGGUAGAGCUAGCACAAGAUGAGCUGAAAAAUUUAGGUAAAGUAUGGUUAUCUAUUUUUGUGUCAUUCAGUUAUUCUUAUGUUAUUGGUAAGAUUACUCAAAAGGGAUUUACAAGAUUAGUAGCAAUACUUCCAGUGAUCUCAUUAUUUCUGAUUUUGCCACUAAAUCUUACUUCUAUUCAUUUUUGUGGUUUAACUGCUUUUUUCAUAUCUUGGUUAGCAAAUUUCAAGCUCUUACUUUUUGCAUUUGGUAAACCUCCACUUUGUUUUAAUCCUCCUAUUUCAUUCCCUCUUUUCCUACUUGUUGCUUGUUUACCCAUCAAAAUCCAACAUCACCCACCUCCCAAAAACUCACCAAAUCAAGAAAAUAACCAAAACCCAGAUCAAAAAUCACAGAAAAAUUCAUACCCACAUAAUAAAAACUCACAACUUCAACAAAAUAACCAAAACCCAGAUCAAAAACCACAAAAUAAAUCACACCCAUCUCCUCAAAAAUCACUUUGGAAUUACCUCAUCAAAUUCAUACUUUUAUCACUAAUCAUCAAAAUCUAUGAUUACAGUGAUCAAAUACACCCUAAAAUCUUAUGGCUAAUCUAUUUCUUCCAUAUUUACUUUGCAUUAGAAAUAGUCUUAGCAAUUCUUGCAAAAUCAGCAAACUUUUUUUUAGGAUUAGAAUUAGAACCUCAAUUUAAUGAACCACUUUUAUCAACUUCUCUCCAAGAUUUCUGGGGUAAAAGAUGGAAUCUCAUGGUAACAAGCAUACUCAGGCCAACUGUAUACCUACCCACACUAGAUCUUUUCAACAAAAUCGUCGGCCGUAAAACGGCGUCGUUGCUUGCAAUAAUUGCAACAUUUAUAGUUUCAGCAAUUAUGCACGAGCUAAUAUUCUACUAUAUUGGGCGAGAAUUUCCUACUUUUGAGGUGACGUGGUUCUUUCUCCUCCAUGGAUUUUGCCUAUGUGUUGAGAUCUCAAUUAAGAAGUAUGGAAGAGAGAGAAAAUGGUGGGUCCCACCAAGGUGGUUAUCGGGUUUUGCAACGGCGUCGUUUGUGAUAGUUACUGGGUUUUGGUUGUUCUUGCCGCCAUUGUUGAAAGCUGGGUUGGAUUCUAGAGGACUUGGGGAGUACGCGGUUGCUGGCGCGUUUGUUAAACGUGUUUUAGAUCUUUAAUGGCGGCACAUUGUUUGGGUUUAGAGGUUUUGUAAUUGGUGGAAUUUGUUUAAAUUAUUUUAGUUGUAGUGGUAAUUUUUAAUUUUGUUUUUAUUAAUGAACUAAUGUAAAUAAUAACCUUGGGAUGAUUUUCCCAAGAGAUUUUUGACUAAUUCGUUUCCUCCGAGGAAUAUAAAAGUUAUUUUUUUU